Molecule: messenger RNA, 1329 nt
Organism: Moneuplotes crassus
Lineage: Eukaryota; Ciliophora; Spirotrichea; Euplotida; Euplotidae
Source: the annotation of a GenBank genome assembly
AUGAAUUUAGCCGAGAACGACUUCCAGCAAGAGCAUUAUGAGGAGCAAAUGAUCAAUGAAGAGUACAAAAUAUGGAAGAAGAAUAGCCCAUUCUUGUACGAUACUCUGUACUCCCAUUGCCUAACUUGGCCCUCUCUGACAGUCCAAUGGUUCCCAAGUAGGGAUGUAGCGCAAAAUUCGGACUUUUCACUACAAAAGCUCCUGAUAGGGACCCAUACCUCUAAUGAUGAACAGAACUUCGUACAGGUAAUGAAAGCGAAGCUCCCUACUGAUGAAGCAAGACAAAGCAAUGCUGAGUAUGAAGACAAUGGGAAUGAUGCUAAUGGUAUCGGACAAGGCUCUGAAAGAAACCGUAUUGAGACUGAGCUUAAAAUCAAUCAUAAUGGGGAGAUCAAUAGAGCUAGAUACAUGCCACAAGAACCUAAUAUCAUCGCUACAAAGACUGUUACCGGAAACAUCAACAUUUUUGAUUACUAUAAACACCCAAAUAUUCCAGUGGAUAGAGAAGAGAAGCCUCAACUCGUGUUGAAAGGACAUGAUAAGGAGGGAUAUGGUAUUGACUGGAAUGAGAAAUCCAAAGGACUUCUCUUGAGUGGCGCUGACGACAACAACAUCCUUGUCUGGGAUAUCAACUCUAAAGAGCUUGAUGGAUCCGAACUGGAAUACCUGCAUAAAUUUGAGGGACACGAAUCAGUGGUGGAGGAUGUCAAAUGGCAUAAACAUAAUGAAAACUGGUUUGGCUCUGUCUCUGAUGAUAGAAGACUCAGAAUUUGGGACCUUAGGAGCGCCAACAAGGAUUCCUUCUCUCUUGUUGAGGCACAUACAGAAGAAAUUCUAGCACUUGAUUUCUCUCCAUUUGAUGAGAACUUACUUAUCACUUCAUCCGCUGAUAAAUCAGUAAAAUUGUGGGAUAUGAGAAAUCUGGGAGAGACAGUUCAUACAUUCCAAGGCCAUAAAGACGAGGUUGGGUGAAUCCAGUUCUCUCCUCUCCAAAGCGGGCUUUUUGCAUCUGGAAGUACUGACAGAAGAAUCAUCAUAUGGGACAUCUCUAGAAUAGAUGCUCCUCAAACCGAAGAGGAGAAGAAAGACGGUCCUCCAGAACUUUUGUUCAUGCAUGGUGGCCAUACUAGUAAAGUCUCUGGUCUUGACUGGAAUAAAAAUGAAAAAUUAAUGCUAGCUUCUGUGGCUGAAGACAAUAUUAUUCAGGUUUGGGAAAUGGCAAGAGAGAUCUACUAUGACGAAGAAGAAAAGAAACUAAUAGAGGAAGAAAGGAAAAAGGGUGAAGAUGAACAACACAACAUGGAAGUCGAUGCUCCUGCAGGCAACUAG